CACAGCUCCCCCUGUGUGGCAGCCCUCUCCUUGUGGUGGGGCUGGGGGUUCUGAGAAGAGGCCCGUAAGAUGUUCCUCUGACAUCCCUGUUCCUCACAGACCAUAGCCCCGCUCUGCUGUUCUUUCUCCUUACAAGGAACUGAGGACACCCCUUCCCUUACACAGUCCACUCAGUUCAACUGAACAUUUGCGGGCCCAUCCACAGGCCGGGGUUACCGAAGUGCCCGGGGACUCCGAGAGGAGCGAACUUUGGUCUUCUCCUCCGCGACCUCCCUGCAGCCCCUUCCGCCUUCUCUCGGGCCCCAUUCGCACCACAGACCACGUGGUCUCAGCAAAUCCCACACCUCGCAGGGUUCCUGGGGCUUCCGCCCGGGGUCUGAGCCCGCUGUGCGGGGGACCGGCGUUCUCCGCCUGCUCCUGGGCUUCCCGGGCCUGAGUCCCACUCCGGCUCUGGUUUCCCACCCUCUUCUCCCCGCUCACCAGCCCCUGCCCUGCGCAGGUCGGUGCUCAAGUGUUUCCAGUGCCCCUGAAGCGUGCCCCCCCCUCCUCCCGGCCACUGAAAUCCCACCCACACUCAGCCGAAGCCCAGCCUCCAGGAAGCCCUCCCAGCGGCGCGGCCGAACGCACCUUCUCGCCCCUCUCCUCGGCUCGCCAAGCUCUACCACCGCGUGAAAUCUGACUUGAGGCCUAUGUGGUGAACACAAUAGAGGACUGCCGUAGGACUGCGGGCUGUGCUUGGCCGCUCAGUCGUGUCUGACUCUGCCAUCCCACGGACUGUAGCCCGCCAGACUGCUCCGUCCUUGGGGAUAUGCGCCAGGCAAGAAUACUGGAGUGGGUUGCCGUGCUAUCCUCCAGGGGAACUUCCCGACGCUGGGAUUCAACCCUGCGUUUCACUUUUCCUGAUGGAAUGAUCUCUUACCUCCCAAGGGACCCACGAGGGGAUCGGGACAAAUUGGGGACCCAGGGUCUGUGUGACAAACUCAUUCAUUCCUCAAGCCCUGGAACCAGGUGGCUCAGGCACUUCACUGACUGAAAACCAUGAGUGAAGAGAAGGGAGAGGCCUCGUUCAGUGUGCUCUCGAUUUAUGAUGAGCCUGAAAAGAGGAGGGACGUGCCAGAGAGCCCUGAUGCUUCCUCCCAGCCGGAGCACCGUGCAUGGUCUCAGCUGGGCGAGGUGUGCGGUCCCCUGGAGCAGCCCCUGGGCUCCCCAAGGCAGCAUGGCCCAGCUUAUCAAGAGACGACCUGUGCGAGUCCCCAGCAGUGGGCCCCCCAGGCCCUAGAUGGAUCUGAGCUGCCAGCCACUCGGAUCUCCAAGGCAGAAUCCGAAGAUGCAGCGUGCGGUUUCAGCCCCCCACCAGGAGCGGAGUUUGGUCAGCCUUGUCCUUCGCCUGGUCCCAGUGAAGAAGUCUUGUCAUUCCUCAGAGCAAUUCCUCCCGUUCCAGAUGACGUGGUGGUUAGGCAGAGGGCCCCACAUAAGUCCUGGAAGGUCGGCCGACUCCGCCAUGGGAAGAAAGUCUAUGCAGUGGCUGUCAGUGGCUCAACUCACCAUGUGUACACCUGUGGCCAUGGCUACAUCAGAGUGUGGGAUGAGAGUGCCCUGCAUGCCUGGGACCGGGCGCCCCAGGCCCAGCUCAACUUCCAGGACCGUGACAGCUGUGUCUUCACCUGCAAGCUGUUCCCCGAUGAGCGGAGCCUGAUCACGGGGGGUCUGUCCCAGACCCUGACACUUUGGGACUUGGCGCCCACCCCCCGUGUCAGGGCACAGCUGGCCUCCACUGGCCCCGUGUGCUAUUCCCUGGCGCUCUCCUCCAACGCCCAGAUCUGCGUGGCUUGUUUCAAAGGAUUUGUUGAAAUUUGGGAUUUGCAGAACCAAAUCUUGAUCAGGAAGCAUGAAGUCCCCAUAUAUGGAUCCCAGUGUGUGGAUAUCACGGGCAAUAAGUUCUGGACGGGAGGUGAAGACACCAAACUAUAUUCCUGGGACCUGAGAAGCUACCAGAGGCUGCAGCAACAUGAUUUACGGCAUGAGAUCCUCAGCAUCACCCAUGACCCCAGUGAGGAGUGGUUGUUAGUAGGCUUGAGAAUGAGUGACAUCGUAAUCGUACACACACACCGGAGGGAAAAGUUUAAGGCUGUCCUACAGAAAUACGUCUGCCAUCACAAUCUCAAGUUUGCCUCCUGUGGGAGCUAUUUUGUGGCCACAAUGAAUGAGACGAUCCGCUGCAUAUCUGCACCUUCUCUGCAUAGACUGUUUCAGGCAGAGGAGUCCGCACACAUCCUGUGUUGUGACACAUCUUCUGACAAUCGGUAUCUGGUCACGGGCUCCAAGAAUAGUGCCACGGUUUACCAGCUCUUGUAUUGAAGGUCCCACUGGUGAAGACCCAAAGAAGGCCAGUGUGCUGGGAGGGUGAUCUUGGGGUGCUGGGCCACUCUGACACCUGCCACCCUCCCUGUUUCUCCUCAUGGGUUGGUUAUCUGUCCAUUCCCCUCUUGCCCAGCACAUGCCUAGCCUGCUCUCCAGGUUUUUAUUAUACAACUUAGGGAUUUUUCCUUUGUUAUUUUUCUACCACUGAUUCCUGGAUUUUGUAAUUAAUA
Molecule: messenger RNA, 2591 nt
Organism: Odocoileus virginianus texanus
Lineage: Eukaryota; Metazoa; Chordata; Mammalia; Artiodactyla; Cervidae
Source: RefSeq, a predicted model, not a curated record